Molecule: messenger RNA, 2313 nt
Organism: Manduca sexta (tobacco hornworm)
Lineage: Eukaryota; Metazoa; Arthropoda; Insecta; Lepidoptera; Sphingidae
Product: PR domain zinc finger protein 15
Exons: 1
Coding region: 263-793 (176 amino acids)
Biological process (GO): regulation of transcription by RNA polymerase II
Cellular component (GO): nucleus
Molecular function (GO): sequence-specific DNA binding; DNA-binding transcription factor activity, RNA polymerase II-specific
Source: RefSeq, a predicted model, not a curated record
CGAAGUUUUGAAACGCACGUCAAACCUAUUUUGACAUAACAGAAUUUUGAUAUUUUGACUCCAAUAUUAUCAAAAAUUACAUUACCGUUAAUUAAAAUAGUAAACAAACGUUUCAAUCGUUCCACAAACGAACAACCAACAAUAACAUCUAAUAGUGAUUGUCGCGUAAAAUCAACAAAAUCUUCGAAAUUCCCUUUUGCCUACGUGUAGUUUAGAACAAAAAAUGUAUAUUGGUUGAGAAGACCACCCAGUCACCAUUAUUAUGAAUAAGAAGCCGAGAACCGGUCCCAGGAUCAGGAUCACGCGAACACGGACCCGUAAAGCCGACGAAUUCGACGAGAAAAAAUACAUCUUCCCCUGUCAAUAUUGCCGACUGAAAUUCACCACCAACCACCAUUACCUCCGCCAUAUGACUUCGAACCACGAAGUGCAGCAGAAAGCGGCCACUUUUGAGUGCAACGACUGUCAAAUAGUGUUCAACAAGAAGAGCAACUUGGACAUGCAUUGUCAAACCCAACAUCAAAUUAAAAGCAAGUUGAAGUGUGAAAGUUGUGCUGUAACUUUUAAAUCAAGGUACUGUCUCCGCCGCCAUCUCAAAUUAAAGCAGGUUCUGGCGGAAAACUCCUGUUUGAAGUGUCAGAAGAAGUUUACUAGCAAGGAUGGGCUGGCUAAGCAUGUCAAAAAUAAACAUUCGAACAAAGCUGUUAUAUUUGAGUGUCAGCUGUGUUCGCUGAAGUUUAAAGCUGAGGAGUCUCUCCGUAGUCAUCUGAACAGGAUCCAUAAGAGGUUAUGAUUAGUUUAAGGUAAUAAUGGUUUGUCUAUUGUCCAUUGUGCAGUUUCUGGAAAUUCGCUGAUUUAAUCUGAUAUGAGGACUCAGCGGGAUGGUAAGAGAGCUUUGCAGAUGAUAGUAAUACUUAAUAAGACAGUUUAAUACUGUUUAAGUUAUGUUUGAUAUUACCCAGUGGGUAUAACAAAAAUAAUUUACUUGAUUAUUGAAAAAAACACCUUUAAAUGGGCUAAUGUGAGUUACUUGUAAAUUAGUAAAAUAUGGGUCUUCCUAUUUUGAAUUUAUCACUAAUUUGUUUUGCCAUUGAAUAUUAUUUUUAAAUAAAACACUCCUAUAGCCAAGAGUGUUGGUGACUGACGCAAAACCAUAUGCAGGGCAAAGAAAAAAUACACAAAGUCUGGGUGGAGAAAAAAAGUUUCUCAACUCUCUCUCAACUGUUCUUCUUUUAAAUUAUGGCCACCAUUUAUUUAUCGGUGAUUUUGCCAAUGUUGAGUAAUAAUAGUAAAUACAAAACAAAAAGUGACUAUAAAAUCAGAUCACCAUUUUGUCAAAUUUUAACUUAUGUUGGUAUUGGUUAAAGAAGUUUGUCCAAGGCAACAUGAGAGGACCUGGGCAAUUGCCCGGUUCACACCUAAUACCACCUCUGAUCAAAAGUAUGUUCACCUUGAAGGUUUUUUUCUAAUAUGUUACAUCCCGAGCUGUAAUAAAAAAUAAUAGACAUAAAGUCUAUCAUGCCUAUGAAAGUCGCUCUUAAGGGCUGCCGGCAGCCUCUUAACUGGUUCAAAUGGGCAAUAAACUGACUAUGUAUGUCUUAUAAGUACAUAACUACAUAAUAUUAAUAUAUAUAUCAAUGGCAGUAACAUAGAAUACUCAAAUUAUGAAAAUAUUUUUUCUUAAUUUUUUUGGAAUAACUGUUUAAGUGCAGAUAAUAGAGUGCAUUGUGAAAUGUUGUAAUUAAGCAAACUUUCGGAUUUUUUUGGGUUUAUAAUAAAUAAUUAUAUAAUUAUAUUUUAUUUUCUUCUGAAGUUUAAAAAACUGAGACCCUGAAAUUGGUUCUAUUUUGAUGUCUAUCAUUCACAUAGAUAUAAAGAAACAUGUAUAAUGUCUAAUACUAUCAUUUCAUUCCAAAAAGUCAUGAUUCUUAUGGCAAAAUGCCAUGUUUGUAAUCAUUUAUACAGUUGUCUGUUUUCCAGUAUUCAAAAUAAAAUAUUCCCAAUACACAAAUAUAAAAAAGUGCUGAGUCUGAAAUCUGCUAGUGGUAGGAUAUAUUUUAUAUCCGCCUGGAUAGCGACCGUACACAAGGUGUUAGAACCACAGUGGCCCACGUGUCGCUCCGGGAUCAGCCUGUGUAUAUCCAACUCCAACAGGCAUAAUUGUGUCGACUGAGGGGUAAUCUCUCGUGAAUUGACAUUCUAUUGAACUCCACUCUGCUUACCUUCAGGUGCAGUGAUGUCACUUUGCUGCGCCUGAAUGAAAAAUUAAAAAUUCCCAAUAUAGCAAUAGGCUUGCCCACAUAUAUUACGGCU